AGAGUCGGCCCAGAAGACCCAAGUUCACGAUCAUCGGCGACUUGUUGGCAAUCGGUUGCAGCGGACCAAUUCGUGAAGGUGAAGAGAGGCAACGAUGACGGAGGCGCCGCCGAGACGACUGAGAGGCCACAAAGGCACUGCCACGUGCUGCAUCGCCUCGAAUGACCGUCCUGGCCUCGUCGCUACUUCAGGCGAGGAUGGUUGUGUUUGCUGGUUUGACAUGAGAUGCAAAGAUGUGGUAUCCAUUAUGGAAGUAGGAAAAGAACCUAUUACAUCCAUAUGUUUCAAGCAAGGGAAUGAAGAUGUUAUCUACAUCUCCUCUGGGAAGGAAAUUAAGUCAUUUGAUGUCCAUCAGGCCACAUCAUCGAAACCAUUGGAGAGUUAUAGUUACAACAAAGAGGAGAUAAAUCAGGUUUCUUGUAGCCCAAAAUCUUCUUUUCUGGCUGCUGCCGAUGAUGGCGGUGAUGUUAAGAUCAUUGAUAUUCACCAGAAUUGCCUAUACAAAACAUUAAGAUCUGGCCAUACAAGUAUCUGUAGCAGUGUUCAGUUCCUUCCUUGGAGACCUUGGGAAGUUAUUACGGGAGGUCUUGAUUCAAAGCUCAUUAUGUGGGACUUUUCAAGAGGACGUCCCAUCAAAGUUCUUGAUUUUGACAUCCCUGACAACAACCCUUCCAGUAACACAGGGCAAUGUUUUAAUCCUGCAUUUAUUCAUGCAAUAGUAGUUCCUGAAGUUAAUAUGGUGGACAGAUUGGGCCAGAUAUGUGUGGUUGCAAGGGGUGAUGGUGUUGUUCAUGUGAUUGAUAUUGAAUCCGAGAAAUCAAAGAUUUCCACAAAAACUAGUAAAAGAACACAAACUAGAUCUAAGGGAGUUACAGCAGCUUGCGAUGGGGAUAACCAAGAGCAAAGUGGAAGAAAGAGGUUAUAUUUGGAUUAUACUGUUGGUGGACAUUCUGCAGCUGUGUCCUGUGUGGCAUUUUCUCGAUUUGGGGAGAAAGGGAAGUUCAUAGUUUCUGGUGGGAAUGAUAAAUGCGUAAAGCUAUGGAAUUGGUCUGGAGUUCCUGAUGCUGGGGAAGCUGGCAGCAGCAACAACAACAAAAUUCUUCAUUUGAACAUCGACCUGAACAAAAAGGUGAAUUGGCUAUGUACUACUCCAUCUGACACAGAAAACCUUGUGGUCUGUGAUACCAGCAAGGUAGUGAAGUUUAGGGUUGCAGAAUCACGGGUGUCCGAAGAAAGGGCAAUGAUGGUUUCUGAUGUUCCCAUUUGCCACACUUGUGGUGAGCCAGUCGGUGUUGAUGCCAAUGGAGAGGCAUUCGUCGCCUGCCAUGAGUGCCAUUUUCCUAUUUGCAGAGUCUGCGUUCAGUAUGAUAUUAAGGAAGGCAGAAAUGUUUGCUUGCGUUGUGGGUCUCCAUUUGACGAGAACUUGCUGAUGGAUGCUGAUACGAAGAGAUCAGGAGAUGAAAACACAACGGCAUCUCAUCUCAGUCAUUCACAGGACGUUGGAGUUCACGCUAGACAUAUCAGCAGUGUGUCAACAGUGGAUAGUGAAUUGAAUGAUGAAUCUGGGAACCCAAUUUGGAAGAACAGAGUAGAGAGUUGGAAGGAUAAGAAGAAUAAAAAGAAAAGGCCUACCGUGAAGACUGAACAGGAAGCUCAAAUUCCUCCCCAACAACAAAUGGAAGAGAAACAGAUUUCAGAGACGGCUGCGGUUACACACACAUUUUCUUCAGUUUAUCCAAUUCCAUCCAGUAGAUUAACACCAUACAGAAUUGUGAUAAUCAUGAGAUUGAUCAUUCUAGCUCUUUUCUUCCAGUAUCGAAUAACAAAUCCUGUUGAUAGUGCUUUUGGUCUAUGGCUUACUUCUAUCAUAUGCGAAAUCUGGUUUGCCUUCUCAUGGGUGUUGGAUCAGUUCCCUAAAUGGUCUCCCGUGUGCAGAGACACAUUCAUUGACAGAUUAUCGGCCAGGUUUGAAAGAGAGGGAGAACCUUCCCAGCUUGCUGCUGUGGAUUUUUUUGUGAGUACCGUUGAUCCAUUGAAAGAACCUCCACUAAUCACUGCCAAUACCGUGCUUUCAAUCCUUGCUGUGGACUAUCCUGUCGAUAAAGUUUCCUGCUAUGUGUCUGACGAUGGUGCAGCUAUGCUCACAUUUGAAUCUCUUGUUGAGACAGCCGACUUUGCAAGAAAGUGGGUUCCAUUCUGCAAGAAAUUUUCCAUUGAACCCCGAGCUCCUGAGUUUUACUUCUCACAGAAAAUAGACUAUUUGAAAGAUAAAGUGCAACCUUCUUUUGUCAAGGAACGUAGAGCAAUGAAAAGAGCUUAUGAAGAGUUUAAAGUACGAGUCAAUGCUUUGGUAGCAAAGGCUCAGAAAACGCCAGAUGAAGGCUGGUUCAUGCAAGAUGGAACAGCUUGGCCUGGAAAUAAUCCACGUGACCACCCUGGAAUGAUUCAGGUUUUUCUUGGCAAUACUGGCGCCCAUGACAUAGAGGGUAAUGAACUUCCUCGACUAGUCUAUGUCUCCAGAGAGAAAAGGCCUGGUUACCAACAUCACAAAAAAGCCGGCGCUGAAAAUGCUCUGGUAAGAGUAUCUGCAGUCCUCACAAACGCCCCCUUCAUUCUCAAUCUUGACUGUGAUCACUAUGUUAACAAUAGCCAAGCUAUACGUGAGGCAAUGUGUUUCUUAAUGGACCCACAAGUAGGCCGAGAUGUAUGCUACGUUCAAUUUCCUCAGAGGUUUGAUGGCAUUGAUCGAAGUGAUCGAUAUGCUAAUCGCAACACAGUUUUCUUUGAUGUCAACAUGAAAGGAUUGGAUGGCAUCCAGGGACCAGUUUACGUGGGUACAGGUUGUGUUUUUAAUAGACAGGCUCUUUAUGGCUACGGACCUCCUACUAUGCCUAGCUUAUCUAAGACAUCCUCAUCAUCCUGCUCUUGGUGUGGCUGCUGUGCGUGCUGUUGUCCUUCCAAGAAGAUAUCAAAAGACCCGACUGAGAUUCAGAGAGAUGUAAAAAGAGAAGAGCUUGAUGCUGCAAUCUUUAACCUCAGGGAAAUAGAUAAUUAUGAUGAGUACGAGAGGUCCAUGCUAAUUUCUCAAUUGAGUUUUGAGAAAACUUUUGGCUUAUCUUCUGUAUUUAUUGAGUCGACACUAAUGGAAAAUGGAGGAGUUGCAGAAUCUGCAAAUUCAUCGAUUUUGAUCAAAGAAGCAAUUCAUGUCAUUAGCUGUGGUUAUGAAGAGAAGACUGCCUGGGGAAAAGAGAUUGGUUGGAUAUAUGGUUCAGUCACUGAGGAUAUCUUAACGGGUUUCAAGAUGCAUUGCCGAGGAUGGAGGUCCAUCUACUGCAUGCCCUUGAGGCCAGCAUUCAAAGGAUCAGCACCCAUUAACCUUUCUGAUCGUCUGCACCAAGUUCUUCGAUGGGCACUUGGAUCUGUUGAGAUUUUUCUCAGUAGACAUUGUCCAUUAUGGUAUGGAUUUGCAGGCGGUCGGCUCAAAUGGCUCCAAAGAAUGGCAUACAUAAACACCAUUGUCUAUCCCUUCACCUCCCUCCCUCUCGUUGCGUACUGCUCAUUGCCUGCAAUCUGCCUGCUGACAGGAAAAUUUAUCAUACCAACGCUCUCAAACCUAGCAAGUACUCUUUUUCUGGGUCUCUUCUUGUCCAUCAUUCUCACAAGUGUUCUUGAGCUGCGUUGGAGUGGUGUUAGCAUCGAAGAUCUAUGGCGUAAUGAGCAAUUCUGGGUCAUCGGAGGCGUCUCGGCCCAUCUCUUUGCUGUUUUCCAAGGAUUCCUAAAGAUGUUAGCUGGUGUGGACACCAACUUCACAGUUACUGCAAAGGCAGCUGACGACGCCGAGUUUGGAGAGCUAUACAUGGUGAAAUGGACAACACUUUUGAUCCCUCCUACAACUCUUAUUGUUGUUAACAUGGUCGGUGUCAUUGCUGGAUUUUCCGAUGCACUAAAUGGUGGAUAUGAAGCCUGGGGACCUCUUUUUGGCAAGGUAUUCUUUGCCUUCUGGGUGAUUUUUCAUCUCUAUCCAUUCCUCAAAGGUCUCAUGGGUCGCCAAAACCGGACUCCAACCAUUGUUGUUCUGUGGUCUGUACUGUUGGCAUCAGUUUUCUCACUUGUCUGGGUGAAGAUAAACCCAUUUGUGAACCAAAUUGACAGCACAACCGUUGCACAAAGCUGCAUUGCCAUAGAUUGUUGAGUAAUAUUGAAGAAAUUUAUCGAAACCCUUCAAUUUCUUGUCAAAGACUCUGCUGUGAUUGUCUAUAGGAUUCACAACCAGUUCCUUUAUAGCAUAGUUUGAGAUGAAAACAUCAGAUUCAUCUGGAUAUGUAUGAAUGUUUUGGUUCAACAUUUGAGCUUCAGUUUGUACAAUGUAAUCAUUAGUGUGAGAAACACCAAUUUGAAUACAAUAGCCAUCCAUCUUCCAC
This is a messenger RNA of Cucurbita moschata (crookneck pumpkin), 4421 nucleotides long. RefSeq names its product cellulose synthase A catalytic subunit 8 [UDP-forming]-like. NCBI's taxonomy places the organism in Eukaryota, Viridiplantae, Streptophyta, Magnoliopsida, Cucurbitales, Cucurbitaceae. The record is from RefSeq and is a predicted model, not a curated record. The coding region runs from base 95 to 4192 and encodes 1365 amino acids. Gene Ontology annotation, molecular function: protein binding; cellulose synthase (UDP-forming) activity. Gene Ontology annotation, cellular component: trans-Golgi network; plasma membrane. The transcript has 24 exons. Gene Ontology annotation, biological process: cellulose biosynthetic process; plant-type primary cell wall biogenesis.